CUCUGUCAGAGAAACACAGAUAAACUCCGUCUCUGUCAGUGUGAGCAGUGAAAUGGCUGAGGCCAAUAUCUCGGUGGAUCAGGACCAGUUCAGCUGUUCAAUCUGUUUGGAUCUACUGAAGGAUCCGGUGGCUAUUCCCUGUGGACACAGUUACUGUAUGGGCUGUAUUAAGGACUGCUGGGAUCAGGAUGAUCAUAUUGGUGUCUACAGCUGUCCCCAGUGCAGACAGACCUUCACCCCAAGGCCUGUUCUGGGCAGAAACACCAUGCUGGCUGAAGUGGUGGAGAAACUGAAGAAGACAGGACUCCAAGCUGCUCCUCCUGCUCACUGUUACGCUGGACCUGGAGACGUGGUGUGUGACAUCUGUACUGGGAGAAAGCACAAAGCCAUCAAGUCCUGUCUGGUGUGUCUGGCAUCUUACUGUGAAAUUCACCUCCAGACUCACUUUGAAUCUCCUCCUCUUAAGAAACACAAACUGGUCAAAGCCACUGGAAACCUGCAGGAGAAGAUCUGCUCUAAUCACGACAAACUGCUGGAGGUUUUCUGUCGUAGCGAUCAGCAGUGUAUCUGUAUGCUGUGUGUGAUGGAUGAACACAGAGGCCAUGAUACAGUCUCAGUGGUAGCAGAAAGGACUGAGAAACAGAAGCAGCUGGGGGUGACACAGAGUAAGUUCCAGCAGAGAAUCCAGGAGAGAGAGAAGGAGCUGCCGGAUCUGAGACAGGCUGUGCAGUCACUCAAGCGCUCUGCACAGACAGCAGUGGAGGACAGUGAGAGGAUCUUUACUGAGCUGAUCCGCUCCAUUGAGAGAAGGCGCUCUGAGGUGAAAGAGCUGAUCAGAGAUCAGGAGAAGGCUGAAGUGAGUCGGGCUGAAGGACUCCUGGAGCGACUGGAGCAGGAGAUUGCUGAGCUGAGGAGGAGAGAGGCUGAGCUGGAGCAGCUUUCACACACAGAGGAUCACAUCCAUUUCCUCCAGAGCUGUCAGUCCCUCUGUGCCCCUCCUGGACCUGGAGACUUACCCAGCAUCCCUGUCAGUCCAAACGUCUCUUUUGAGGCUGUGAGGAAAUCUGUCUCUGAACUGAAAGAGCGACUGGAGGAUGUUUUCAAGGCGGAGUUAGUCAAAGUUUCUGGAAGAGGUUCCAGUGCAGGUGUUGCUGACACCAGUGCAAACGGGCCUGACGGUGAAGGGCAGUCAUGGCAGGCCUCCUGGCAGCCCUAUGAGCCGGAGAUUGGCUGCGUACAGUCUGUUCCGGAUUGUCUGGGCCGAAAGCCGUGUGCCAUAUCGUCCUGCAAACCUUGACUGCAAAUCUGUAGAAGACAGCCUACGGUUCCUAAGUGCUGAAAGGGUGAGGAACCGGUCUUCUUGGGACGCCCACUUCACGGUCUGUCUCUGACAUCGCCCAUUUCAUGAGAUUUGGUACAUUUGACAUGAGCGCAACCCACAUACUCAGCUGUGCUGCUCAUCCCACAAAUGCAUGUUCCUUACAAAUGGGGCACCAUUUAAAAGGGAAAUAAACAGGCUUUCCAACGGAAUAAAAUGUGUUGCCAAGAAGCAUUGUUACAACAGAGAAAUAAUCUACCAUACACAAAUUUCCGAACUUUUUGUUUGGUGUUUAUUAUUAAUGAGAGUGGUGAGUGACAUUUCAGUCUGUCUCACAGGUUAUAUAUUAUUAAUGAGAGGGGUGAGUGACAUUUCAGUCUGUCUCACAGGUUAUAUAUUAUUAAUGAGAGGGAUGAGUGAUAUUUCAGUCUGUCUCACAGGUUAUAUAUUAUUAAUGAGAGGGGUGAGUGACAUUUCAGUCUGUCUCACAGGUUAUAUAUUAUUAAUGAGAGGGGUGAGUGACAUUUCAGUCUGUCUCACAGGUUAUAUAUUAUUAAUGAGAGGGGUGUGUGACAUUUCAGUCUGUCUCACAGGUUAUAUAUUAUUAAUGAGAGGGGUGAGUGACAUUUCAGUCUGUCUCACAGGUUAUAUAUUAUUAAUGAGAGGGGUGAGUGACAUUUCAGUCUGUAUCACAGGUUAUAUAUUCCUUGGUCCUGGAACGAGCUUCAGGCCAAGCUCAAACUUGAUUCUCUUAUUUCAUUAAACGAUUUUAAUUUGAGAAUAAUGCAUGUUCUCAUGUUAAGAUGCUACUGCUUUAAGUUGGACGGAUAUGUUUAAUUCACUGUUUCCCUGUGUUAUGUUCUGUCAUAUUGUAUGUAUUGUAAUGCACUUUGUUCUGUAUAUACCUAAAUAAUUCUGUAUAUUAUUGUAAAGGAUCCGUGAUUGUGAUUCUGUAAUCUUAUGCUGCUGUUUGACCCUGUCUUGGCUCGGUCUCAUUUGUAAAAGAGGUUUUAAUCUCAAUGUGACUUCCUAGUCACAUAAAGGUUUAUAUAUUACAGUGUGGAGGGACAUUUCAAGUGCUCACAAGCUCCAGAUGAUCCAGAAUAUCACAGAGGUGUUCAGUGUGAAUAGGGAUGAAAUCUAUAAAAGUACCCAGUAUGUUAGGGGCAGUUCUUCUGGCUAGGGCAUAACCCUAAAUGUUUUCAAUGUUGUUUAAUCUUGAGAGAACAAAAUACAGUAUGACCAGUAUGUCUUUGUUUACUAGGAUGCAAGAUACUGCAUAGAGAUGAGAGGAGAGAACACAAGUCAAAUUCCUCAGUAGUUUUAUGAUGAAACCAUCCUGUCUCCUCUCUCUGCUCUGUUUUAGUGUAACAUUUGAGACCCAUUCUGAUACUGUAUUCUGGGUGACAUCAGUUGUCAUUUACUUGCAGAUUGAAACAAGCAUUCAAUUUCUCUAGGAUCUCAGAAAAAGGUUCAUCUUUUUAUCUUGUGAUCUCUCUCUCCACAGUGGAAGAAGUCUCUGUUCUAGAGCCCCAGACCAGACAGGACUUCUUACAAUGUGAGUCUGUAAUUAAGCCUUAAA
This is a messenger RNA of Conger conger (European conger), 2900 nucleotides long. Its product is annotated as tripartite motif-containing protein 16-like. Lineage: Eukaryota; Metazoa; Chordata; Actinopteri; Anguilliformes; Congridae. The transcript has 5 exons. Gene Ontology annotation, molecular function: zinc ion binding; protein binding. Bases 53 to 1297 code for a protein of 414 amino acids. The record is from RefSeq and is a predicted model, not a curated record.